This is a messenger RNA of Caenorhabditis bovis, 930 nucleotides long. The record is from the annotation of a GenBank genome assembly. NCBI's taxonomy places the organism in Eukaryota, Metazoa, Nematoda, Chromadorea, Rhabditida, Rhabditidae.
AUGUCCUACACAUCUUAUAUGCCCAGCUCCUACAAUGACAAAAUUGUCAUCAAUGGGGUAGAGCUGGUAAAUCGCCAUGAACUUUCCUCAACACAAGACCGCGAACUUCAAAGAUUUAUUGAUAAUCACGCUCAUCUAUUGCAAUUCAAAGAUCGUGAGCCUCCAGCACGUCACACGCCUUCAAAUCGUUAUAAUGAGGUGCGUAAAAGCCUUAGCAGAGGACCAUCUCCAUUUGAAGGCUCCUACAAUUCUUUAGACAAGUUUGCUACUAGAAAGGAGAAGAACAAGGUGGAAGAGUUCCCAGCCAUCUCGCCCAAUGAGCUUCCAAUCCGCCCGAAUAUUGAAGGUCAUAAUUACACUGACGAAUUCCCAGGACUUGAGUACCCGUCGGACAAUACCUUCAUCGAGGAGCUUAUUAAACAAGGCCAGGUGACAAUUGGAAGCACCGGGCUCAUCAGUCAACCCGGCUCUCGUGUUGGCUCCGCAAUGGGUGGCUCAUAUGCGCAUUCGAAUGCGUCGACAUUAUCACGCCAACCUAACACCGCGCCGGUUAAUAACAACUAUUACAACACGUCGGAACACACAACAACAACAACGACGACGGCAUCAAAUUUAAAUUCGCCGAAUUACUAUGGAUACGGCGGUAGUCAAAGCAACUAUGGAAGUCAGAGCAAUUAUGGAAGUUUGAGUAAUGUUGGUAGCAACUAUGAAACGUUGAAGGGCGGAAUGAAACACACGUCGACAUUGCCGCCAACUAGUCCAUACAGCAGCUUGAAAAGAAAAGGGGUGAGCUGGUUGGAUCAGGAAAGAGCGCGCUCCUUGUCUCCAGGACUUCAUCAUCAACAAACUACAACCACCACUACCACCACGCGCCAAUACAAUCGUCCAGCCUCCACGAUUCAUACAACAACUUACCAUACAGCAUAUUAG